Molecule: messenger RNA, 3764 nt
Organism: Balaenoptera acutorostrata (minke whale)
Lineage: Eukaryota; Metazoa; Chordata; Mammalia; Artiodactyla; Balaenopteridae
Gene: ZBTB42
Product: zinc finger and BTB domain containing 42
Exons: 2
Coding region: 314-1585 (423 amino acids)
Biological process (GO): regulation of transcription by RNA polymerase II
Cellular component (GO): nucleus
Molecular function (GO): protein binding; RNA polymerase II cis-regulatory region sequence-specific DNA binding; DNA-binding transcription factor activity, RNA polymerase II-specific
Source: RefSeq, a predicted model, not a curated record
CGGGCGGGGCGGACAGGGAAGGGGCCGCGUGGGUGACCUCAGCGGUUCCGCCGCUCCGGGAAGUCGCCUCGGCCCGCCCCCUCCAGCCCCCGCCCCGAGUUUCGCUCUCUCCGGGGCGGGGCGAGCGGCGGGUGCUGCCCGGCCAGCCAAGUUGGAGCGCGCCCCGCCCGGCGCCCUCCCCGUCCCCGCGCCCUCCCCGCCGGGGCGCGCUGCCCGCAGCUCCGCGCGCGCCGGGGCGGCACCGGGGAGGGCGUGCGGCGCGGGCAGCGGCCGGAGAGGAGCUCGGGGCGGCGGAGGUGAUGACCGCGGCGGCAUGGAGUUCCCGGAGCACGGCGGGCGGCUGCUGGGCCGCCUGAGGCAGCAGCGUGAGCUGGGCUUCCUGUGCGACUGCACCGUGCUGGUGGGCGACGCGCGCUUCCCGGCCCACCGCGCCGUGCUGGCCGCGUGCAGCGUCUACUUCCAUCUCUUCUACAGGGACCGGCCCGCGGGCAGCCGCGACACGGUGCGGCUCAACGGCGACAUCGUCACGGCGCCCGCCUUCGGCCGUCUGCUGGACUUCAUGUACGAGGGCCGCCUGGACCUGCGCAGCCUGCCCGUCGAGGACGUCCUGGCCGCGGCCAGCUACCUGCACAUGUACGACAUCGUCAAGGUCUGCAAGAACAGGCUCCGGGAGAAGGAGCGCGCGCUGCCCCUGGAGACGCCUGCCCCUGGGGCAGAGCUGCCUGGCCAGCCCCCAGGCCCCUUGUCUGACUGGUCCCCUGUACUCUGUCCAGCCGCCCAGAAGACCAGGCUCCCUCCCGCUGGGGUCAAGGCCCCCCGCCCUCCACUGGCACUGGGGCCUCCCCCCUGGCAGGCUCCUGGCGAGUCAGACCGGGCCCUGGACCUGUCGCUGAAGCCUGGCCCGAGGCGGGAGCCAAUCCGCCCACCCUGCGUCCUCCAGACACCCCCUUGCAGCCGGAUGCAGCCAGGGGCGCAGCCGAUCGUGAAGGACGAGCCAGACUCUCUGUCCGAGCAAGAGGACAGCAGAAGCCCUCGGUGCCCCCACAGCCCCCUGCAGCCGCCCUGUGUUCCUGCAGCGCAGCACCUGGCCGGGGGCUUGGAGCCGCUGCGGGUCAGCGAAGUGGGCAGUGGGGAACUGGAGCUGGAGGCAGAGCGGGGGGCGAUCGAGGAUGUGCUGCGGCCGGGCGGGCGCCUCUGCCUCUGCCCCCUGUGCGGCAAGCUGUUCCCCAGCGCCCACGUGCUGCAGCUGCACCUCAGCGCCCACUUCCGCGAGCGGGACGGCGGCCGCGGCCGGCUCUCGCCCGACGGCGCGGCGCCCACCUGCCCGCUCUGCAGGAAGACCUUCUCCUGCACUUACACGCUGAAGAGGCAUGAGCGCACGCACUCGGGCGAGAAGCCCUACACGUGUGUGCAGUGCGGCAAGAGCUUCCAGUACUCGCAUAACCUGAGCCGCCACGCCGUGGUGCACACGCGCGAGAAACCCCACGCCUGCCGCUGGUGCGAGCGCCGCUUCACGCAGUCGGGGGACCUCUACCGCCACGUCCGCAAGUUCCACUGUGGCCUGGUCAAGUCCCUGCUGGUGUGACCUUCGCUGCAGGGGUGAGGGUGGAAGGAGGGGCGGAUGGAGUGUGAGGGGCCGGAGCUCAGCAGGUGAAGCCCCUGAGUCUGGGCCCGCCGGGGGAAAGAACCCUGCUGCCCUGGGAACGCAGCCUCAGACUUGCGCCGACUGGGAGCCCCACGGACAGCCCUUCUCCAGCCUUGUGCCUCCGCCAACUCACUCCUGCUCCUGGACGUGCCCUGACCAGACACCGCCCUCCUCUCCAUCCCCUCAGCCAGUCCCAAGGAGUGUCCGCAGCUCGAGGAGGCCCGUUGACCCUCCACUCGGGGCUUUGCUGACCAGCUCACCAGCAGGCUCAGGGGUACCCUGUGAGCCUGGCAUGGCACUCGGUGACGGAUGCCCGCUCACAGAUGCUGCCAGUGUGAGCCUCCGCCAGGGAGCUCUAAUGGGACAGGCUACUCCUGGCGGGUGGCAGUGGAAGCCCCUGCAGGGGAGGCCCCGGGCACAGUGAGAGCCAGCAGGGCACAGCUGGUGUGACGGGGGUGCAGGCCCCAGCAGGGACCCCAGGGCGGCAGGAGCAGAACCAGCCAGAAGCUGCGAGGCUCCAGAGUUACAGGCGCUGGGGUGGGAGGUAGGCCCUCCAGAGCUUUCGACCCUGACCACAGCGUAUCAGAGGGCAGAGAAAGUGGGGACUUGGAAACGAUUCUCUUUAGAUACAGAAGGAGCCUCCGGAGGUUGCCAGAUGUCUGCCCGUGGGUGAUGGGCCGUGCCGCUCCCCUGCCUGAGCGCAGGAUCCAGGGCGCCUCUGAGCCUCCCCAGGGUGGGACUGAGGGGGCUGGGAACGCAGCUGCCCGCCUUGAGUAUCGCAGGUCAACGGUAGGCCUGACCUUGAAGGUCACUUCUCCGCCUGCUCAGGGUCUCCCUGGAGCUGCUGGUCAUUUCCAGAGCACUGAGCAGGGGGGCUGAGGGCUGCUCUCUUUACCAGGAGCCGUGUUUGCAGCGUUUCCCUUCCCUACGGUGGGGCCUGGGUGAAAGCAGCCAUCUCGCGAGGAGGGGCGGCGGGGGGCCUCUGGGCUGAUGCCCCUGAGACGCAAAAGGCCGCCACAUUCGUGUUUGGUGGAGGGCACCCCGCCUUGCCUGCCGGCUCACCCAGCAGGGCUCGCUGCUGGAACCCAAGGGGGUGGGCAGGGGUGGGGCUGCCCCAGCUUCUGGGAGUCCCGCAGGUGGCAGAGCCACCUGGGUUCCUGGUUUCCCCAGACUGCAUGGGCUCUUUCUGCUGUGACUGGAAGUGGUGCUGAGGUCAGAGUUCAAGUUUAAAUGAUCUUCUCGGCCCCUGACAACACUUGAUGUCGUAUUUAUUCGUUUGCCUGGUCUGGAGUGAGAAGACCAUUGGCCUUUGCAGCAGGUGGACAGGCGGGGACCAUCUCCCUGCAAGCCCUCGGCUCUCCCGGUGUGUGGGCAACUGGCCUGCGGACCAGAGAGAGAGCUGGGGGAAGGGGCCCUCUGCUUCUGAGUGUCCUGGCCCCCCUCCACCUCUGGAAGGGCUGGUGGGACCUCACGCUUGGCAUGAUGUGCUUCAUGAUCGGAUUUCCGUGUGUGUGUGUGAGUGUGAGUCUGCCUGUGUGGGCAUCUGUGUCCAGCAAAGGCGGGGCCUGAGCCGGACCAGCAGCCGCGCGCCCACCCCAGCAGGCAGCGGGGAGAUGAGCAUCAGGCCUGGUUUUCCCCAAGGAGUUUCCACCGGGGAAGAAAUUUAUUUUCCUGGGGCAGGAAGCCUGCCCUGAGUUAUCAACACUGGAUUCAUUGUCUUUUGCAAACAGUUACUGUGAAGUUAAUGUACAGAGAGGAGGUCAGUUUUACAUUUAAUAGCUGACGCGGUUCAGAUAAAAUAGAUAUACAUACACACACAAGUAUAUUUAAGACGCUAAUCGUGUGCAUCGUGUAGCAGAGGUGCGUGUAAAUGCAUUUCGGGUGGAGCCUGCUGUGUGGGUCCCCCCGGGCGGCUCAGCCUCCCGCCCCUCGGUCACUGCUGUCCUGCCCCUGGGGGGCGGCUCUGGGUGCCCAGAGGACAGUUGUUGAUGCGUAGCGUUCCGCGGGAGGUUUUGUGUGCACGUGCCCGCCUGCUGUGAAGGUCUGGAAAUCAGUGCUGUCUUCCCAUGUUCUCAUCAUCGUCUCAAUGACAGUGGUAAUAAAGCCCACCCCAGGUGGA